This is a messenger RNA of Colletotrichum karsti, 2736 nucleotides long. Its product is annotated as C6 finger domain-containing protein. NCBI's taxonomy places the organism in Eukaryota, Fungi, Ascomycota, Sordariomycetes, Glomerellales, Glomerellaceae. Gene Ontology annotation, molecular function: zinc ion binding; DNA-binding transcription factor activity, RNA polymerase II-specific. The coding region runs from base 1 to 2736 and encodes 911 amino acids. Gene Ontology annotation, biological process: regulation of DNA-templated transcription. The record is from RefSeq and is a predicted model, not a curated record. The transcript has 5 exons.
AUGGCUCAAGAAGACAGCCCAAGCAUCAGCAUCAGCACGAGUGCCAGCACCGCAACAAGCGUGCCUGCACCUGCUCCUGCUGCUGCUGUUGCUACCACCACGACUCCAAUCACUACCACUACUACAGCUUCUCCCGCGCCUGAGCCUGAGCCUACGUCUACGUCUACGCCUACAGCUACGGCUACAGCUACACCUGUCCCCGUGCCGGUCUCUGAUGCCAGCGACGUCGCUGUUACGUCGACAACCUCUACUAAUUCUGUCCCUCCCCCGACAGCUUCGACCUCACCUCUUCCUCAUCCUCCUUCCGCGACCCCGACCCUGACCUCGACCCCGACCCCCUCCGCCGAGACGUUGUCUACCGCGACCGCGAACGCGUCGGCAAUCGCAAACGCAAACGCACCAGCGCCUGUCACUGCGACUGGAUCUGCGCCUGCGCCCGCGCUUGCUCCUGCUCCUCCUCCUGCUCCUCCUGCCGUUGCUCCUACGCUCCCUCCUCAGCAGAACGGCGACCUGAGGGCGUCUUCCUCGCCCUCCAUGGCAAACAACCAGCCGCCCGGGCACCCGAGAAGCUACCCGAGCCCGAACAACUUCAGCACCGCGGGCAUGCAGCCGGCGCAGUAUGCCUACCAUCCUCAGCCGAACCAGCCCACGGGCGACCCGUACCGGGCCAGUCCCGGCGCCGUUCCCUCUCUCCCGAGCAUGAAGAGCCUCGAGCACCACCACUACCCCCAGGGCGCGCCGCAACACCAACCGAUGCCGAUGCCGAUGCCUAUGCCUCCGAACGCCGGCAUGGCGUACUACAUGGCGCCGGGCGUACAGAAUCCGUAUAUGGCGCAGGACAUGAGCAGCAUGAGAUAUGCUCUCCCGCCGGGUCACGAUCCUAGGUUGAUGCGCGGUCCGGGUGGUCCCAAGAAGGAGAUCAAGCGUCGCACGAAAACAGGCUGCCUUACGUGUCGCAAGCGUCGAAUCAAGUCCAAGUCCGCGUUCCGGGAUCGCGUCAAGUCCGUCCGCCCCAAGCCCGCCGCCGCGCCUGUCGUGCCUGCCGCCGCUGAGGUCCGCCUGGCGCCCGCACCCGCGCCCGCAGCCGCAGGGAGGAGCAAUGUUCCGUUCCUGCAGAAUGGGACCUGGAACCGACCGUCAGCGCCCUCCCGCCUUUCCCUUCCCGCCUUUCGCUCUCUGCCUCUCGCCUAUUCCCAACAGGAACUCGUCUCGCUUCAGACGCAACCCCGACCGGCUCCGACCAACCAGCCCAGCCUACCUAGCCUCGCGCCAUUCCCGAUCAUUAUUCACCUCAACUUUAAACUUUCUUACCUCAUCAUUCCAGCCAUCAAGUGGCCUUACCUCACCUUCACCGAAGAUAGCACAAUCUCACACAGCACGCCCAAUUGCCUCUGCGACGAGGCUCAUCCUACUUGCAACAACUGCAAAAAGUCCAAGCGCGAGUGCUUAGGAUACGACCCGAUCUUCAAGCAACAGCCAGGCCCAUCCGCCAUCCAGCCUGCCCCCAACGCGCCUCAGCGGAUAUCGACUCCGACUAUCCCGUCUGUGCCUUCGUCCGUUCCUCCCACGGUUCCUACCGUACCAUCGACUCCUGUUGCUCCGCCUCAGGUCCCCGUCUCUUCGUCGAAUCCUUACGGCAAUCAGUCGGCAGUUCUGCCAAGCUCAUAUAACGCCUCCGUCGCUUCGAGCCACGCCCCAUUGGAUCCCGCUCUGAAUUCAGCUGCGCCCAACGUCAAGGCCGAGCCGAACUACGAUUUUGCCGCCUCCAUCGACCCUGCUCUGCAAAAUCUACCCCCGGCCACCUUACCUUCGACGCACAACCAGCCGUUCUCGGCCGAGCAAAGGGCAGGCUUCGACAACCAUCUCAGAGCCACAAGAAUGAAAAUCGAUGAGCUCAUCGGCCUCCUGGGUCCUACCGCUCCCACCCAGGAAGUCGCCCUCACCUCGGAGCUCCUCACUGAAAUCGUCAACAUCUACCGCGAGAUAUACGCCGACGGCCUCCAGAACUUCUUCGAGUCGGCCUGGUUCUCCGCCAAGGAUGCUCAAGGAAAGCACGCACUCGAACACAACCAAGCAAUCCUCGGCCAGUUCGCAUCUUUUGUGACGGUUCUCCGGACUGUCCCGGCCAACGACCACCCUCAGAUGACCCAUACGGGGGUCCUCGAGGCGCGGUUGAUAUGGGCCCUCGCUACCUUGCCGUGCAACAGCGCUCCGCCCACGGUAAACCCGAAUUCGAAAUUCUUGCCUCCUCCCGAGGAUCUGACCGAAGCCGCCAACCGAGUCAGGGUUCUCGAGGCUCUCCUCUGUGGCGACUUCUUGCCAUCCAACCCUCUCACGCCCCCUGUCCCGGACCCCAACCCUCAUCGUCAAGAAGAGUUCGAGUUCUGGUACAACCUCGCCGAGUUCCUGCGCUAUCACGAUCCUGCCAAACGCGAGGAGAUUCUCGGCAGACUUCGGCUGCAACUGGGCGGCAGGGAAAACCGGGACCUCAUCUACUCGAUCGCCGUCACACGCGAGAUAUCGCCUCGCGUGGAGCUCGGCUUCGAGAAGAACAUUCCCCAGCACUUGGACGAGUCCAACGACAACAACCGACUUUACGUGGCGAAUAAGUUCAUCGAGCAGGAGGCCCAAGUUACUGGCGGAACCACCAACAUUAUCCGCCGGAUCAGCGAGAUUACCAUCCGGUCCUACAUCAACCCCGGGGUCAACAUUGGCCCCCGUCCGGGACAGUCCUGA